CUGCACCUGACAAGAUGAAGAGCCGGAUCCCUGUGGUGCUGCUGGCCUGUGGCUCCUUCAACCCCAUCACCAACAUGCACCUGCGCUUGUUUGAAGUGGCCAGGGACCACCUACACCAAACAGAAAUUCACAUUAGACAAGUGUUGGAACUCCUGGCUCGAGCCUCCAGUUUUGCCUUCCUUGCAGCCUGUGGCUCCCUCACGUUUGUCUUCUGGUCCUUCCUCCGCCUGACUCCCUCGCUGCUGCCAUCCAGCACAGUGUAAAUCAGUGAGGGCAGGGGCUGGUCCGCAGCAUCAUCACCUGCUGCCCUAGACCCAACGCCACCCCCAGCAAGCAACGCGCAGCUGGCAAAUGUUGAGAAAAUACCAGGUGGUCGCGGGGAUCGUCUCUCCCGUCAAUGACAGCUACAGGAAGAAAGACCUUGUGGCCGCCCGGCACCGAGUGGCCAUGGCACGGCUGGCCCUUCAGACGUCCGACUGGAUCCGAGUGGACCCCUGGGAGAGCGAGCAGGCGCAGUGGAUGGAGACGGUGAAGGUGCUCAGCCACGCCCGAGCUGAAGCUCCUGUGCGGGGCAGACUUCCUGAAGAGCUUCAGGGUGCCCAGCCUCUGGGAGGACGCGCACGUGCAGGAGAUCGUGGGCAAGUUCGGCGUGGUGUGCGUGGGCCGCGCCGGGCACGACGCCGAGGCCUGCGUGGCGGACUCGCCCAUCCUGCGCAGGCACCGCCACAACAUCCACCUGGCCCACGAGUCGGUGCUGACCGCGCUCAGCGCCACGUACGUGCGCCGGGCCUUGGCGCGGGGACGCAGCGUCAAGUACCUGCUGCCCGACGCCGUCCUCGCCUACAUCCAGGCGCACGGGCUGUACGGGGCGGGCAGCACGAGCUAGGGCGCGCGUUCUGCUCCGUGGGGCUCUUUUCCAGUUUCCACUGGUUGUCUUCCCGCGGGGACUCUGCUUUCCGGGAGAGACGCAUUCUUUGGAGGAGCAGAACCCGCCUCCGAUUCCAGGACAGACUUUGCCCACGGAUGUGAAAGCCGCUAUCGUGGACCGGGGUCGUCAUCUGGCGGGUGGGGGUGUGCUGGGUGCAGGAGACGCCCUGGUUGGAGCACCUGAUGCUAACGGAAGCGUCAGAAACCUGACCCUUCUCCCCCUGCAACCCAGCCUGCCCUGCGCACUGGCCUUGC
Messenger RNA from Oryctolagus cuniculus (rabbit), 1182 nucleotides. NCBI's taxonomy places the organism in Eukaryota, Metazoa, Chordata, Mammalia, Lagomorpha, Leporidae. The record is from RefSeq and is a predicted model, not a curated record.